CCGCGCACAAGCACGAGCCAUUCAGCGUGAUGAGGACCGAGAUGAAGCUGUGGGUGCUGUUGCUGUUGGCGGGACUCUGUGUCCAGCGCGCGUCCCUCAUUCCGGGACCCCCCCCGACCUGUGAGACCCCCGCAGUCCUAAAAUUCGCAGAGUUGGCCCUCAACAAGAUCAACGCCGACAGGCAGGAAGGCUACAUAUUCGCCUUUAAUCGGGUUCAUGAUGUGCAAAAGGAGUAUAAGGAAACAGGUGGGGCAGUGUACAACCUGACCAUUGAUUUCCUGGAAACAAUGUGUCAUGUAUUCACCAGGAAGAAUCAGAGUGAUUGUCAGAUCAGACGUGUUGGAGAUGUUCCGAAAUAUGGGAACUGUGAAACAAGCAUUUUUGUAGAUUCAACUGAACAAAAAGUUGAGCUCUACAAAUACAGCUGCACCAUGCAGCCAGUACCGUCCUUAGUCAUUGUAGGAGUAUGCCCAGACUGUCCCACCGGCACAAACUUUGAGGAUCCCAAAGUACUGAAUGCCGCUGACCUCUCACUGAAGAAAUUUAACGAAAUGAGUAGCCUUCCAAACUACUUCGCUCUCCUCAACGUGACCAGGGCCUCGAUGCAGUGGGUUGUUGGCCCAUCCUACUUUGUGGAAUACACCAUUCAGGAAACAGUGUGUUCUAAGGCAGCACCUGGCGUCGAUGUGUCCCAGUGCAAACUGAUGGACUGUGAAUUUGCGCACAGGGGACUCUGCACAGGCUCCCACGUGGAAGUUCGGCUGACGCCGGAGAAGAAGGUGCACAUCGAAGCAAAAUGUGAAAUCUUUGAACCAGAGGCUGGGAAGGCUGAAAAAGCGAACCACGCGCGAGAGGGCGCGCACAGCUCCGAUUCGGGCGAAGAGCAAAAACCCGCCGACCAAUCGCACAAGCACGAGCACGGACACCUGCACCCGCACGAGCACCACCACCCCCAAGCCUCAAAUGACGGUCCCUCUCGCCCGAAGGCCCGAGCUCCGCUGGGGUCUGUGCAGGUUCUUCCUCCCCCGGUUUUGCCAGUGCCGAGCAGAGCUCCACCGACGGCGAGCGGUUGCCCUGGAAACAGCACGCACAACCUCUACUUACGAAAUUUUGGGAUAUGAAUGGCAGCAGUAGAUAGGCUGCGGCAGGGGCAACGCAACAACGGCCGAUCCGUGUCAGCAUUCUGUGGCAGCCUCUGCUCUUAAUCAUUUAAUUCAUACUAAAUCAUAUAUCAUAUUUUGAUCUGACAUUUGUAUAAGCGCCAGCUGCAGCCGCAGACUGCAUGUGCAUCCUAAAGAUUUUACUAUGCCCAAGUACUGUGGUGAACCAGCGUAGUUUAUAGAGGGGUCAGAAAACUAAAACUAACUAAAACUGGUUGGAACAAAAAUCGGCAUGCAGACCAGCCCUCCAGGACCGGAGUUGUCCACCCCUGUGUUACAAUCAUAGGCACAGGUUUUAUUUCACAAUCUCACAACCACAGUCUAGUCGAACUAUGAAUUCGUAUGGAAAUAUUUGGGGUGACAAGUUGGGGGCGACAUUACAAUCUCCCCGCCUCCCCCUAAAC
Molecule: messenger RNA, 1564 nt
Organism: Anguilla rostrata (American eel)
Lineage: Eukaryota; Metazoa; Chordata; Actinopteri; Anguilliformes; Anguillidae
Exons: 7
Coding region: 30-1121 (363 amino acids)
Biological process (GO): negative regulation of endopeptidase activity
Cellular component (GO): extracellular region
Molecular function (GO): cysteine-type endopeptidase inhibitor activity
Source: RefSeq, a predicted model, not a curated record